AGAGCGAGGCUGGCGGGCUGCGCUGGGGCAGAGUCGGGAUGUGGCUGUUCGGGGUUGUGCUCUGCGCUGUCGGCCUCGUUCCGGCCGCGGGGCAAAAAGGUGGACAACCAGAAGUGGUCACCAAAUAUGGGCGACUCCUAGGAAAACAGAUCAGCGUAGCUGGAGCUGACAGACUUGUGAAUGUCUUUCUUGGAAUUCCUUUUGCAAAACCACCUGUUGGACCUCUUAGGUUUUCCCCACCACAACCACCUGAACCAUGGAGCAAUCUGAGAGAUUCAACUUCCUUCCCACCGAUGUGUCUACAAGACCUGGAGUGGGUAGAAACGAUGAAAAUAAUUGAAAAAUUUGAAAAUCCUACCACUGAAAUUUCUGAAGAUUGUUUAUACCUGGAUGUCUACACUCCUGCCUCUUCAAACAAGAAAGCCAAGUUACCUGUUAUGGUGUGGAUUCAUGGAGGAGGUUUCGCGCUAGGUGGAGCUUCAGCAUACGAUGGGUCAGCAUUGACUGCCUAUGAAAACGUGGUCGUGGUAAUCAUCCAGUAUAGGCUGGGUAUCCUUGGAUUCUUGAGUACUGGUGAUGAAUACGCUCGUGGAAAUUGGGGGUUGCUGGAUCAAGUGGCAGCUCUGCAGUGGGUUAAGGACAACAUUGAUACUUUUGGUGGAGAUCCAGAAUCUGUCACCCUGUUUGGAGAAUCUGCAGGAGGAAUCAGCAUUGGUGCUAAUAUUCUUUCUCCCAUGUCCAAAGGCUUGUUCCACAAAGCCAUAUCACAGAGUGGGGUUGUGACCUUACCUGGUAGUAUUACUUCUAAGCCUCAAGUUCUUACUCACGUCAUUGCUAAUCUAGCUGGCUGUGAGAUGACCAGUUCUGCAAUAGUUAAUUGUUUAAGGAAAAAAACAGAGAAGGAAUUAGUGACUGUAACUACAGAUUUCCUUAAGCAAAUUGAUUAUAUCCCUCCAACUGUAGAUGGUGUGUUUUUUCCAAAGGAAGUAGAUAAGCUGCUGGCUGAUAAAGAGUUCAGCACUGUCCCAUAUAUGGUGGGAGUAAAUAAUCAUGAAUACGGCUGGAUUAUUCCAAAGUUAUUUAAAUUCCCGUCCCUACAAGAAAGGAUGCACAGAGAAGACAUUAUUUCGGGAUUAGACAAAAUAACAUCAGCGUUGAUGCUUCCUGCUGAGUUUCUCUCUUCCGUAGCAGAUGAGUAUUUAGGAGACACAAAUGACCCUGAGGAGCUGAGAGCCCAGUUUCAAGAAAUGUUGGGAGACUUCUUCUUCAUUUUUCCAGCUGUUCAAGUAGCUAGAUACCACAGAGAUUCUGGCGCUUCAGUCUACUUCUAUGAAUUCCAGCAUCGACCCAGUAUAUUUAAAGAUACUAAACCACAUUUUGUAAAGGCAGACCAUGGAGAUGAAAUUGGCUUUGUCUUUGGAAAUCUGUUCAUUUCAGGCAACUCAGUCUUAAUUGGUAAUGGUACAGAGGAAGAGAAACAGCUUAGCCGAAAAAUGAUGAAAUAUUGGGCUAACUUUGCACGGAAUGGAAAUCCUAAUGGCGACGAUUUGAUGGAAUGGCCUGUCUUUGACCUGAAGGAGCAAUACCUGGAAUUUAAUCUAAAGCAAGGGAAAGGACAGAAACUAAAAGAGAAGAGAAGAGAAUUCUGGACAAAAACCUUAGCUGAGAAACUAAAAACAAUCAAGGACAAGGAAAAACGCACAGAGCUAUAACUGGUAACAUUUUAUAAUAGUUCUUUCAGUUUGUCUAAGCAAAAUGCUGAUCUGAUAAUUGUGGUUCAAAUUUUUACACCUUGAAUAGGAUCUUAAAGGUUUCCUUAAAGUUGAUCUUAAUGAUAAGAUGGGAAGUGGUGCCAAACCCAAAUGUCCACCCAUUUGGUUCAGAUGUUUACUCCUUUGAAGAUAAAAACUGUCUUUCCUUGUGGAUUAGUAGUAGAGUUAGUGGUGCUGUAGCUAUGAUGAACAAAGUAAUAUGUGAGAACCAAGGGGUUUUGAUGAUAACUUUUAUUGGACUAACUUCAAAAGCCACUGACCAAUAAACACCAAAUGGCACUUAACCAUACCCAAAUAACAAGUGCAAAACUUAUCAACACCUCUCCACUACCAGUACAAGCAACACCACGCUGCAGCAAAACCCUCAGAGUCCACAGGUCCUACACAUGCCUAUCACAGAAAACGGUGCAUCUCAUCCGGUGCAUCUGAUGCCCCCAUGGAGGUUAUGUGGGUGAAACUAAACUACUACAGCACUCCCAAAUUAAUUCAAAAGGGAAAAAAUAUCCAGUCAGCAAAGGAAAACACUUUUCAUUAUUGUCGUACUGAAUUAAAUCUGCAGAAGACCUCCAGAACAUGGACCUGGAAACAAAAAUUCCUAAAUUUACUGGACACUAAAAACCACAGGCAAUGGCUCAUGAUAAUUUGCCUGCUCUUUAAUUUCUCUAUACUCUCUGGAUAGAAGUGAGCCUCUUUAUUUUUGAAUGUUCCUAUUCUUUCACAUAAUUAGGUUAUCUAGUUCAACUGCCCUUUUACUCGUCUGUAGCAGUUUCUGAUAACUUCUUUGCUCCCCAUUUUUACAGCCCUCUUCUGCUGCUUUAAACUGCUUUCGUUUACCUACUGGAGCUAAACAGAAAUCAGCGUUUUAUCUGGAAUUUAGCUUCGGCACUGUGCUUCAUUUCCAGACCUGAAGAAGAGCACUUUGUGCCGAGAACUUAUUUACUAAGCUACUCCCAGCUAUUCAGUUUGUCCUCUAAAAUAUAUCGCCAAAAAGCACACCCUUGCGUCUCAAAUUAGCACUGCUUCUCGGGAUUGUUAAUGUUCUGACUGAACUUGCACCUGUGCUGCACUUGGGUCUCUCUCUGAUGCGAGGGUCGCGUUCCAAAAAAGCCUCGCAUAAAGCAAAUCCAUUCUUACGUGUAAUUAAUAGGGAUGUGUACUAGCCACCUUUUUUUGCUUCUCGGCUGGCUCAGGAGGAGGGUUAGGAGAUACACUAGAAGGUCACUUAGACGACAUUUCACUAAAUUCAAUAAUAAAAGCGAAUAGACGCUCCACAAUAUGAGUGCAAAUAGCGUAGCACCACACAGAGCAAUGGUCGAUGUGAGACUGAGGCAAGUGCACGAUGGCGUCGCAUACCCUCCUCACUUGCCUUCCCACAAUGCAUCACUCGCAUCACGGCAUAGCCACGUUGCAUGCUUCUUCGCAUAAGAUCAGUUUUUUUUCUCACACAAAGCGAGUUUCUGGUAUAGAUAAGGUCAUCGCAUAUAAGCAAAAUAGCAC
This is a messenger RNA of Gavialis gangeticus (Gharial), 3269 nucleotides long. RefSeq names its product carboxylesterase 2 (gene CES2). The transcript has 13 exons. NCBI's taxonomy places the organism in Eukaryota, Metazoa, Chordata, Crocodylia, Gavialidae. The record is from RefSeq and is a predicted model, not a curated record. Bases 39 to 1712 code for a protein of 557 amino acids.